Molecule: messenger RNA, 1200 nt
Organism: Acaulospora colombiana
Lineage: Eukaryota; Fungi; Glomeromycota; Glomeromycetes; Diversisporales; Acaulosporaceae
Source: the annotation of a GenBank genome assembly
GAACUCGUUCAAAAUAUAUUUAGAUUACUGAGAGAGAGCGGCAGAUCUACCAACUCGCCGAUUUAUGUUGUCGGCAUCUUUUCUGGAGUUGACAAGCUGGGGGAAGGAUUCGGUAGUUCACUAAAGAUGGCGGAAUACCGAGCAGCAGAGGAUGCACUCCAUCGGCUUUACCUCACUCGAGUACCAAGUGACCUUGUAACCCUCCCGACCACCGCUUUCCCAACGCCCUUACCCAAACAACAAAAAUCUAUCUACGAUUCUGCCCCUGUUUCUGAGUCAGCGGAAACGACACCAUAUAUCCCAUUCCAAUUCCCGGCGCACAACGCCACCUCUCCAGGCGAAAUGACCACUAUUGGACAAUCAGAGAUUCUCUACGGAACCAACGACUCCAAUGAUGUCAAUGAUAGCAAGGAGGGAGAGGAAGAAGGAAAGGGCAAUAGAGGAGGGACGUCCACAGCUUUUGAUGAGGAAGAAGAUGAGAACGAAGAGGAGAUUACGAAGAUCUCUCGUAGGACAUUCGAGAAGGCUUGCCUAGAAAUCGGUCGUUCCCUUCCAAAAUGUUCCACGGUGAAACUCAGAGUGAGUUUUGGGUCACGAAAUUUGAGGAGAUCUCGCAAAUCAACUGAUCUCGAUAAGAAGAAUGUAUGGGCGAAUUUACGAGCCACCGCUAGCGAUCGAUGGUGUAGAAGAUGGCUUUUCAUGGUAGAAAUGAAUUCAGUAUUUCUGUUCAAACGGACCGAGCAACAAAUCAGAAAAAAAGAGAGCUCACCUUUCGUUGCCAACAACAAGUAUGAUGUCCUACAUAUGCAUUUGCUGCCGCUUUCAGGGCGCGGGUUGGCAAAUGUGGGUAACUUGCAUGUAGAUAUUCUGUUGCGAAAAGCCCCAGUAGUGUGUUUCCCAAUGAGGCAAGCAUCCCAUUUGUUGGGGGAGUUGAUUCAUUGGGGUACAUUGACGCAUGUUGGCGUGCAAAAGAGUCAUGAGUGCAAGCCUGUCGAAGUAGUAGUGCCAUUUGUUCGUCUGGAAAAAUGUGAACACGGCAAUCUAUGCCAAUCCUAUGCGCCAAGGCAACAAGAGCACUGUUUGGAGGUGGUUGAAGAGAGUCCCAAUGAGCUGCUACGCCAGGUUUUUGUGCAUCUAGCAGUUCUGUGGGUGGGAAUCGGUGUUUCUCAGAAGGAGGUGACAGCGACAUCGUUGGGAUAG